Messenger RNA from Musca domestica (house fly), 3688 nucleotides. It is a transcript of the gene pigeon, whose product is annotated as protein pigeon. The record is from RefSeq and is a predicted model, not a curated record. Gene Ontology annotation, biological process: positive regulation of amyloid-beta formation. Lineage: Eukaryota; Metazoa; Arthropoda; Insecta; Diptera; Muscidae. Bases 392 to 3274 code for a protein of 960 amino acids. Gene Ontology annotation, cellular component: trans-Golgi network. The transcript is spliced from 9 exons.
AAAUAUGAGAGAAUCACAUGUUUUGAUAUUUUUUUUGCCAGGGUUCUUUAUUUUUUAAAUUCUCUUAGGAAAAUAUACAAGUUUCCUAACCACAAUGAUACAAAUUGUGUGAGAAUUCUACCAAAUAGGCAACAGUGUUUGGAACGUUUAAUGCGCAAACUCUUGUAUUGUUCGUGUUGGUAAUAUACAAUACUCCAUAUUAUACAUAAGUGGAGAAAGCGUUGCGAUAAGACAAUUUCCUUAAAUAACGAUCACAAAAUGUUUUAACAAUAGUACCAUUACUAUCUGGCGAGCGUGAAAAAAUAAUUUGAUAAAAAAACUUGGUGGGUUUAUUUAAUUUUUCUGAUUCCAUUAAAAAAUAUCGUUUCGGAAAAACACAACUCGAAGCAAAAUGUUACGGCAAGAAAAUUUGGCAGCUAAUUUUUGUGGUUUAUUAGCGGGCCAGGGGUACACAGAUAAACCACAGGAGUGGCGUGUUCUGGGACAAGAAAAAGAUGGUUCUAUGCUGGCUUCCUGGCAAUUUGAGAAGAUGGAUGGUGAAACAAGAGAAACAUGCAUUGGACACUUUAAUCCAAAUACUAAAACCCUGCGUGUUUUAUAUCGUCUUGAAGAAUGUGUUGAGGUUGUACAGGCUACUGUAAAUAGUUCAGUUAGCCUUCUGGCCUUCGUCGUUAAGAAAAAGUGGAAGGAAAGCGAAAAUGAAUCGCAACCAGAUUGUAUUUGCUAUUUUGCCUAUAUUACGGAGGUACGAGGAAAAGAAGUAACUCCUGAAUGCACCUCUUUACUGAAGGUACCCAGUAGGCGUCAAGUAUUAGUGCAAUUUUUGUGGCGUACCGAAAAUCGUUUCGAUAAAUGCUGGCAAGAAAAACUUUUAGUAUUAACACAUGGAAUAAGUGUUCUCCAGUAUACUUGCACAAUUAAACCAAGAGAUCAUGCAGCCCUCACAUUGGAUUUUGCCAACGAUGAGGAAUGGUAUUUGGAUGUGACACUAUUGACACCUGAGUGUUUAGUAAAAAAAUUCACUUGGGCCCAAUGGGAUAGUGAUAAUCAAGCUCUUUACUAUAUACACAUGAAACCAAAAGCAAAGAGCAUCUCUCUCAUGGAAUCUGAUGAUGACAAUGACAACAACGAGAAUGUUAUGAGCCCAACGCUAUCUGCAUUUCAGUUCAAUGAUAAGUUGCCAACAGAAACUGUGUUGAAUAUACCAUUAAAUUUGCCAAAAUUGCCAACCGGCUCAUUUCAUGACGAUGACGAUCCUACCUAUGAAGAUGAUGUGGUGCCGCUGAGAGUUCAUGAUACUUCUUUGAAUUUGAUUAUUUUGGCAGAUACUAGUGGCAUGCUUUUCGUUUGUCAUUAUUAUCUCUACCAACCAAUACAACCGAAAAAUGUUGACGAAAGUGAAACCCCAUCGGCCGGAAGUUCCACAACGUCAUCUUCGGCACCUUCUGUUAAUGGCCAAAAAGUUGAUGUUCAUUUCGCUUAUUCAGUUACUUUAUUGCAUCAUGGAUGUGUUGUACACUGUGUAAUGCCCGGCGUUCCUUGGGAAAAGGCACGUCUUCUAAAACCAACAUUCGCAUUGCAUGGUCCUCAUCAUCUACUUGUAUUCCAACCGGAUUUGUUUGUCCAUCUUUUGGAUGUGGGCUUAACACACGAACCUUGCUGUCACAUUGUAUGUCCAGCACAUAAUCGGAAUCCUCUUACGCAUCUAGUACCAUGUCGAAAAUGGGGUUUCAUGGCAUAUGAUACGGCUACAUUAGACUUGGUAUCUUUAUCAGUCCCACGUGCACAUCUCAUUGAAGCAUUCCGAAACGAUACAUCUGUCGAUAAUCGACUAAGCAUAAUACACCAUUUUUUGGUUCACGCUUCAAAUGACCAACUGGAUGUGCUUUCAGAACUGUUGAGUAUUAUAAUGGAACGUCCAUUGUCCUUAGAUACUGUUGCUUUAUUAAAAGAGUCUCUAGUUGCCGGUAGUUAUGCAGCAGCUUUGCGCGGCCUACCAUCGGAUGCCAUAAGCAUGUCAAAGUUCUUGCCGUUAACUACUGCUGAUGCAUCAAAACCAAUACAAGCCAGAGUAGCUGAUAUAAGUGUUGGCAUUUCCCAUGAGAGUUUGUGGAAUACUAGUAUGAUGUUGUUAUCUCCCCAACAGCGUUUGUCACCAUACAAAGCAGAUAUUUGGACACGUUUGUGGGAACACCUUAACGAUGCGGGGCACAAAGAAAAUUCCAAUUGUUCCAAUAGACGCUUUACAGUAGAGCAAGUAAGUGAAAAGUUGAUGUUUUCCUUGGCCUGCUACCAGCCAGAAGCACUUUCGCGGUGUACGACGCCGCAGACAACAACACCAAGCACUGGUGGUGGCAGCAUAAAUGAUUUUUCUUCGGGAAUUCGCCGUAGCUGCAAUGAAGUUAUGCCAUUCAUAGAAGUAGAAUCGUGCACUGCCACUAAACAGGAGCACGUAAUGUCGGUGACAUUACGAGAGCUUAGUGUACACCUGGUGAAAAAUUCGUCUAAACCAAAUACUGGGUUUCGAUGGCUUAAGGAGACAUUCUUCGAAAGAUCUCAAGCUCCGGCUCAUGUGCACGCUGUCGCAACACAAUAUGUUGCAGCUCAAUUGGAUUUAUCCCGUUCCCUUUGCUCAUUAGUCUGCCGGGCGUCUGGCUUACACGCAAGACAUGAAACAUUUAGAGGGUUUCAGCUAAUAGACCAAAUGAGCAAUGGUCAACAACAUUCCCUAUUUCUCAUAUUAGAACGGUAUUGUUUGGCUGUAGACUCGAUUGCAUUUCCUCUCCCACAAGGAUUUGCUUCAUUUUUUACAUAUCUCGGUUAUAGGGCUCUAACGUUUGAAAUGUUUUUGCAGUAUGUUCAAAAUUUUGUUUUUGAGCUCCAAAUCGAUGUCAUGAAAGCUAUAAUCAAUGAUAUUGAUGACUCCAAAGAUGGCAUUGAAAAGAAACUGUGUCUGUUGUCUGCGUUACCAAAACAACGCGCUCAACGAUUACUAAAAAACUGGAGUCAUCCAGAAAGUCUAAUGAUUCGUGGUCGCGAACAUGCAGCGAAUAUACUCUCAGGCAAUCCUGUACAACAACGAAAGGGAAGUGUUUCCAAUAUGAACUCACAACAUCGAACGGAUGUUCGAAGUGGUAUUGCCGCAGAUAAAUUGUCGCCAUUGGAUUCAUUUUUGGAUCUUCUUACAGCCAAAGCUAGUCUUAACGAAUUGGAUUACAAUCUACUAAUUGAAACAACUGUGUCAUCCAUGGGUCAUUUGAACACUACGCAUUAACUUCGUGCCAUCGUAUAUUCUCCAUAUGUGCUAAUUCGUAUUUAAGAUUUGCAAUUAAUUUCAAAGUAUAUACAUUAUUGCCAAAUUGAGGCUACUAAUACGCUUAUUUACUUUAUAUAAUCUCAUGGCAUUACUUAAACCAAUGAACUUCCCAACAUUAAUUAAAAACCAAUGACAUAUACUUGAUAUUUCUUUAUAAGUUUUGUUAUUUUAUAACUAAGUUUGUUUUUCGGCGAGACAGUGUCUACCAAACAAGCUUUUUGAUUAAUAAUAAUUAAAUUUAUUUAUAUGCCAUUAACAGUUUUUUUUGACAUUCCUUUUUUUUUUGUUAAAAAAAACAUACAUACAUAUAUGUACAGUUAUUUAAACUUUUUUGUUAUGAAAUUAUCAAUAAAUAUCUUCUUAAAAAACUAA